Messenger RNA from Opisthorchis viverrini, 1455 nucleotides. RefSeq lists its product as hypothetical. Lineage: Eukaryota; Metazoa; Platyhelminthes; Trematoda; Opisthorchiida; Opisthorchiidae. The record is from RefSeq and is a predicted model, not a curated record. Gene Ontology annotation, biological process: ubiquitin-dependent protein catabolic process. The transcript has 12 exons. The coding region runs from base 1 to 1305 and encodes 434 amino acids. Gene Ontology annotation, cellular component: COP9 signalosome.
AUGAUCGCAAGUGGCUUGGGUGGGUUUGUGACGGCCGUUAACAAGACUGGAGGAGCCUUCAAUCAACUGAAGGAGUUAGUGGAAAAGUCAAAUGAGUUGUUACUGAGACACGCCUCCAAUCUUGACAGCAUCUUUGACAGCUACGACAUUGAUAAGUAUACAUGUCUGCACGCAGGCAUCUUGCGGGCAAAAUACCUGUCACAACUGUCACUAGACAGAGAAGUUCUGAUACUUCAAACGCAAUCCUUUUUCGAGCAAUGCUCGGUUGAUGAUGCAAGAAAGAUGUCCCAAUAUGUCCGAACUAUAUCGCAGGAGUUUACAAAUCGCUUGAUCGCAUGGAAUGUGGCAUUUAGAGGGAUCGAGUCUCUAAUGAUUGGAAUAAAAAAGCUCCAGCGGUCCCCUUCACAGUUAACUUCUCUCCACAGCGACGUUUGCCAGCUGGCAUUAUCUGCCAGACUAUUUUCCCCUGUAUUGCCGCUUCUAAAUGUUGAUAUUUUAGAGAUCGAGAAGAAUGUGGGUAAACGUAGUUUCAAUUCUUUACUACACCGACAGUACUCUUUUGUAGAUCAAAAAGAUUAUCUUCUUUAUUUUUAUUAUGGUGGAAUGAUUUAUGGCGCUCUAAAAAACUGGGAACGUGCCUUACACUUUUUUGAGUUAUGUCUCAUUAUACCAUCGUUUUCCGUCAGCUGCAUUCUUGUGGAGGCAGCUAAAAAAGUAAUCUUAACUUCGCUCAUCUACAAUGGAAAAUUCACAACUGUCUUGAAAGUUCCAACGCAGUUUGUAUCACCAAGACCAUGGAAGCGCUACUGUCAACCGUACAUGGCGUUGGCCACGGCCUUUCAGGAUCCUAAUCCAGAGGCUCUCGAAACGGUGAUUGAGACCCAUCGUAACACAUUUGUCGCGGAUCACAAUUAUGGAUUGGUGAAGCAAGUGGCGAAAAGUUACGUGAAAUUUCGAAUCCACAGUCUGACCAAAACCUUUAUGACUAUGUCACUGGCCGAUGUGGCAAGUCGCGUAAAGCUGGCAAAUGCACAAGAAGCGGAAAAAUAUCUUCUGGAAAUGAUCGAAUCUAAGGCAAUAUUCGCCAGGAUUGAUCAACGCAAUGGAACUGUGUACUUCCAGGAUGAUCCCGAACGUUACAAUUCGAUGGAGAUGUUCAUGACAUUGCAGAAAAAAAUUGAAGAGUGUGUGGCGCUGGAAAAGUAUUUGAUGAACAUUUCGGACGAAUUGACGGAAAAUCCGAAAUAUGUAAAGCGAAUGCUCGAGCUUGAGAGUCGCACAGCAAAGCCAUCUGGUCAUUACUGACUUGCUUGUAUCAUUACCAAGACUAACAAAACGCAACAUCGACCCUGCAGCCCAAGGUCUUCACCCUUCAAUGUUCAGUGCAACGCAAAUAAAAUUCAUACUAAAUUGUCUGCAGUAUUUGAUUACGAGCGGGAUGGGGUUGUACAGAGG